AUGCAUUUUUUCAAGAUAUUCCACUCCUCCAUCGUCAGAGACAAACGGCUGGAACUUCCAAAAGAAUUUGCCAGAAAGUUUGGAGAAGAGCUGUCUGAGUCUGACCAUGCAAUCAUCCAGAUACCCAAUGGUAUCUGGCAUAUAGGAAUGAAGAAAGCUGAAGGUUUAGUUCUGUUUGAGAAUGGUUGGCCAGAAUUUAUGGAGUUUUACUCUAUUUGUGUUGGACAUCUUAUGGUUUUCAGAUAUGAUGGGAAUUCGAGGUUUCAGGUUCAUAUAUUUGGCAUGAAUGCUACUGAGAUAAAGUACCCAUCUCAUUUUGAAAGUACUAAUCAUGAAGUCGAAGUGAUUUCAACUCAUUCUGACGAUGUUGAAUUGAUUUCAGCUCAUCCAGCUGCAAUUGAAAUAAUUUCAGUGCAUUCGGAUAGUAGUACUAGUACUCAAAGUGACGGCGAACCUUCCUUGUCUACCCUUAGUGUGUUUGCAUCGAAUGAAGAUAAUCACAAUCAGAUAGUUGAAUCUGCUAGGCCUAUGUGUGAGUUGCCGCAACCAUACCAACUACAAAGAGCGUUUUCCAGUAAGUCUAGGCCUCAAAGAUCCUGUACUGCAGCAUUCCUGGCAAGCCAAUUACAAGAAAGUGCACUUAAAGCAGCUGCAAAGUUUACAUCUGAUAAUCCGUCCUUUAAGGCCAUUAUGCGGUCCUCUUAUUUAAAAAGAGGGACCCUGGGGGUACCUAAUGCUUUUGGGACCUCAUAUUUGAAAAACAGAACACGGUUGGCGGUCACUCUUAUGGUUUCAGAUGGGAAAACCUGGGAAGCCCGAUACCUUUCUCGAGUGAAAGGUAGGAGAAGCCUAUCAGGGCUGGGUAAAUUCGUCUCAGAUAAUCAUUUGAGGGAGGGGGAUGUAUGUGUAUUUGAACUAGUUGACAGGAUUAAGUUCAAGAUUAAUGUUCACAUUUUUCGAGUCUCACAAGAAAUAAUUUCAAUACAUUCCGGUGGUAGAACCAAAGGUGAACCUUCCAUGUCUACUCUUGUGGAGUUUGCAUCAAGUGAAGGCCGUCCUAAUCAGGAAGCUGAACCUGCUACACAUGAAUUUCCUCAAGCAUCCCAGAAAAGAAAAGCAUUUUCCAGUAAGUUCACUCAUAAGAGAUCUUAUACUAUGGCACUCCAAGCAAGCCAAUUACAAGAAAGUGCACUUGAAGCAGCUGAAAAGUUUACAUCUGAUAAUCCCUUCUACAAGGUCCUUAUGCGUCCCUCUUAUGUAAGAGGAGGCUACGUGAGAGUACCUAUGGUUUUUGCAAAACAAUAUUUGAAAAUUACAACGCAGAUGGCAGUCACUCUUGGGGUUUCAGAUGGGAGGACCUGGGAAGUUUUGUAUCUUGCUCGAGCACAACAUGAUAGAAGGCUAUCUCAGGGUUGGCCUAAAUUCGUUUCAGAUAAUCAUUUGAAGGAAGGCGAUUUAUGUGUUUUUGAACUGGUUGAUAGGAUAAAUAUAGAGAUGAAGGUUCACAUUUUCCGAGUCUCACAAGAAAUAAUUUCAAUACAUUCGAGUAGUGGUACUCAAACCAAAUAUGAACCUCCCAUGUCUACCCUUGUUGAGUUUGCAUCGAGUGAAGGCCGUGUUAAUCAGAAAGCUGGACCUGCUACACAUGAAUUUCGGGGAGCAUCUCAAAAACAAAAAGCUUCCAGUAAGUUUACUCCUAAGAGAUCUUAUACUGCGGCAUUUCAGGAAAGCCGUUUACAAGACAGUGCAGUUGAAGCAGCUAAUGAGUUUACAUCUGAUAAUCCGUUCUACAGGGUCCUUAUGCAAUCGUCUUAUCUCAAAGCAGGCUAUGUGAGGGUACCUAUGGAUUUUGCAACCUCAUAUUUGAAGUACAGAACACAGAUGGGGGUCAUUCUUAGGGGUUCAGAUGGCAGAACCUGGGAAGUUGAAUAUCUUUCUCGAACACAUGGUAAUAGAGGGCUAUAUCAGGGCUGGGCUAAAUUCAUUUCAGAUAAUCAUUUGAAGGAAGGGGAUAUAUGUGUUUUUGAACUAGUUGAUAGGACAAAUGUGGAGAUGAAGGUUCACAUUUUCCGAGUCUCACAAGAAAUAAUUUCAGCACAUUCGAGUAGUGGUACUCAAACCAAAUAUGAACCUCCCAUGUCUACCUUUGUUGAGUUUGCAUCGAGUGAAGGCCGUGUUAAUCAGAAAGCCGAACCUGCUACACAUGAAUUUCCCCUAGCAUCCCGGAAACGAAAAGCAUUUUCAAGUAAGUUUGGUCAUAAGAGAUCUUAUACUACGGCAUUCCAGGCAAGCCAAUUACUAGAAAGUGCACUUGAUGCAGCUGAAGAUUUUACAUCUGAUAAUCCUUUCUACAAAAUCCUUAUGCGACCCUCUUAUGUAAAAGGAGGCUACGUGGUGAUUCCCAAGGCUUUUGGGACCUCAUAUCUGAAAAAAAGAGUGCGGAUGGUGGUCACUCUUAGGGUAUCAGAUGGGAGAACCUGGAGAGUCCGGUGCGUUUCUCGAUCACGGAAUGCUACCAAGCUAUCUCUAGGCUGGAAUGAAUUUGCUACAGAUAAUCAUGUGAAAGAAGGCGAUUUAUGCGUCUUUGAACUUGUUGACAGGAUAAAUUUCGAGAUGCUUGUUCACAUCUUCCGAGUAUGAACAUGGUACUGGAGAAACACACACGCGUACUAUACGCAUAGUUACUCAGUACUUGUAGCAGUCUUAGGGAGAACUGCAGUUUUGUAACUGGUUAUAGUAAAGUAGGCUUCCAUUUGGGCAGUACAGUGGUAGUGGUAGGUAAUGAACUUGAUCUGAUAUGUAGAAAUGGCAAUGAGUUGCUCCAUGUAGGUCUUCCCAGUGAAGCAGAACAACUCAAAAACAUUCCCUUUUUUGU
This is a messenger RNA of Papaver somniferum (opium poppy), 2875 nucleotides long. RefSeq names its product B3 domain-containing protein Os03g0620400-like. Gene Ontology annotation, molecular function: DNA binding. NCBI's taxonomy places the organism in Eukaryota, Viridiplantae, Streptophyta, Magnoliopsida, Ranunculales, Papaveraceae. Bases 1 to 2640 code for a protein of 879 amino acids. The record is from RefSeq and is a predicted model, not a curated record. The transcript has 10 exons.